AUGAAGACCAACAAAGGAGGAAGAUUUAGAUCUUCCUUUAAAUUGAAAAAAAAAGGCAUCAAAGUAACAGGAAAAUGGAAAACUGUAGAGAUCGACCCAAGUCUAUUUGCUGAUGAGGAUUUUGGUGACAUAGUGUGCUUGGAGGAGCUUACAGAUUACAAACUAGUAAGUUCUUCCAAACUAGGGGAGGUAAAAGAGAAGAAGAGAAAGGCUGAUAGUGUCUCAGAUGAAGACAGUGAGGAGCAAGCACCUGUUGUCUCUCCCAAGAAGAAAAAGAAAACUAAAGGUUUAAGAAGCAAAACGGAUACCAGCAAUGAACCUUGUGCAGCAGAAAUAGAUGUGUCAGUUGAUAAAGAGGCAAAUUGCAAGGACCGUGGACACGUGGCUGAGACCACUUCAAGCAAAAAAGAUGCUCCAAAGAAAAAGAAGAUAGCGAAGAAUAAGGCUUCUCAAGCUCAGGAAGCUCUUCCAUCAGUACCUACUUCUAAAAAAGUUAAAAACUGGACGACAGAAGUUUUGUCUGCCUCAGCGAAUCACAAAGCUGACGUGUCGGCAUGGAAAGAUCUGUUUGUACCUGAACCAGUGUUGCGGGCCUUGAGCUACCUGGGGUUUAGUGCUCCAACUCCUAUUCAAGCCUUAGCCUUGCCUUCUGCCAUCCGGGAUAAUAUGGAUGUUCUCGGUGCUGCAGAAACAGGAAGCGGCAAAACGCUUGCGUUUGCAAUUCCAAUGAUUCACUCUGUGCUGCAGUGGCAAAAAUUAAAUAGCUCAACAGCCAGAAAUGACAGUGUUUCUGAAGAGUCCCAUCAGCAUCAUGAUGAAACAAGAUGGGAAAAUGAGGAUGAAGCAGAAAAACUAAACCAUCAGCACGUUGAAGACAGUGGAGAUGAAGAUGAUACAUCUUUCACAACAGGUUCUGCGAAGGUGUUUGAGAAUUUUGAAUUUAAUUCUAGCGAUAAGGCAUGUACCGUUGGUUUCAACAAGAAGAGACCUCUUUUAGGACUGGUCCUUACUCCCACAAGAGAAUUAGCUGUACAAGUAAAACACCACAUUGAUGCAGUUGCAAAGUUUACAG
This is a messenger RNA of Apaloderma vittatum (bar-tailed trogon), 1072 nucleotides long. Its product is annotated as ATP-dependent RNA helicase DDX24-like. The transcript has 2 exons. The record is from RefSeq and is a predicted model, not a curated record. Gene Ontology annotation, molecular function: nucleic acid binding; RNA helicase activity; ATP binding. Gene Ontology annotation, cellular component: nucleolus. Lineage: Eukaryota; Metazoa; Chordata; Aves; Trogoniformes; Trogonidae. The annotation marks the transcript as partial.